Molecule: messenger RNA, 375 nt
Organism: Lactuca virosa
Lineage: Eukaryota; Viridiplantae; Streptophyta; Magnoliopsida; Asterales; Asteraceae
Source: the annotation of a GenBank genome assembly
AUGCCGAGAGAAGUGUUAAGGUUCGAGCGUCCAGAACCCGUGCCAGCACCUCCUGCACCAAGGAGUGAGCGUCACGAGCCUAGUCAGCCUCGACCCCCAGUCAUAGGGACGCCUUAUAUGCGAGCACCCGGGAUGACUUGUCAGGAGCGACGCAGCAUGGAGGCCAUGGCCCGAGACCUGCAUGAUGCCCGUAGUAGGAUUGCUUAUCAUCAUCACAGCAUAGCCGACAUGUCAGACGUGGUGGAUGCGGUGUGUGGUUAUGCAUACUCCGCCCAGAGGACAGCAAUCAGAGCUAUGAUCACUAGCGCUAUCGUUGGAGGGCUAGCAUUGAUUCUGGCAGUGGCACUUGUCUGGGUGAUUGUGUUUUGGGGUUGA